CUAAAUCAAUAAACUCCACUAACAUCUCCCUAAGUAACUAUAUACCAACCAAUUAACCAAACCACAACACAAUGGCCAAGAAUGCUACUGAAAUAACCAGUUUGGCUUCCCUCGAUCGAAAGCUAGCCAUUGCCAAACGUUGUUCUCAUGAAGGUGUAAUGGCGGGAGCCAAAGCAGCUGUCAUGGCUUCCAUUGCUACUGCGAUUCCGACGUUGGCAAGUGCAAGAAUGGUGCCUUGGGUGAGAGCCAAUCUCAAUCCCACCGCUCAAGCUCUCAUCGUUUCCACAGUGGCUGGAAUGGCAUAUUUCAUUGUGGCUGACAAGACCGUUCUGGCUACAGCACGGCGAAAUUCCUUCAACCAGUCACAACUACACUGAACCAUAAUAAUUUCUAAAAGUUUUGUUUUUCGCAGUCAGUUAUGUAAUAUUUAUCCAUCUUUUACCGCUUUCAGUAUUAAAUAAAAUUUGCUUUCUUUUCCUUUAUUUUAUAUUGUAAAAUUGCAUAAAUUCUUAUUCAGCACAAAUAUAAAAAUU
Messenger RNA from Olea europaea var. sylvestris, 533 nucleotides. Its product is annotated as early nodulin-93-like. The coding region runs from base 72 to 377 and encodes 101 amino acids. The record is from RefSeq and is a predicted model, not a curated record. The transcript is spliced from 4 exons. Lineage: Eukaryota; Viridiplantae; Streptophyta; Magnoliopsida; Lamiales; Oleaceae.